AUGUUGGGUGUGGUUUUAAAAUUUCAAAAAGCAUUUGAGUUGUUCAAAAUCCAAGACAUUAAGUAUAGAGAUGAACUUACUAGAGGAGAAAAGUCAAAGGGUUUGCCUAUGCCUAGUGAUUGGGAGUAUGCUCGUUACUUGUUGCCUUUUUUGAAAAAUUUUUAUGAUGCUACUCUAUGUGUGUCAAGCUCACUUUUUGUUACCAAUAAUGCAUACAUGUGCGAGAUCUUUGCCAUUGGAAUGCAGAUUUCAACAUGCUGUAGAAGUAAUGAUGUUGUUUUAAGUACUAUAGCUGGGAGAAUGAAGGGAAAACAUGAUAAAUAUUGGUCAAAUAUUGACAACAUCAGCUUAAUGUUAUUCAUUGCAAUGGUGUUGGAUCCUAGAUUCAAGUUGGAAUAUACCAAUAUAUACAAGCUUAUUUAUGCUUCUCCUAGUGGGCAAUCUAGUCAACAAUCUCAACAAGCAAGUCAGAUUAAUGUUGAGGAUGUAAAUGUUGAUCCUAAAGAAUUAAUGUAUUCAUUUAGCACUGAGGGUUGUGUAUUAGAUCUAUUUCAUAGCUCCCUCACUCCUAAGACGGUGGAGGCUCUUAUUUGUACACAAGAUUGGAUUCGGGCUAAACGUGAACCAUUCAUGAUUGAGGAGAGCUUGGAAGAGAUAUCAGAGCUUGAGUCAGAAUUUGUUUCUUUGGCAAUGGAAAAUACUACUCGUGUUCAUCUUGAUGAUUGA
This is a messenger RNA of Pistacia vera, 726 nucleotides long. Its product is annotated as zinc finger BED domain-containing protein RICESLEEPER 1-like. NCBI's taxonomy places the organism in Eukaryota, Viridiplantae, Streptophyta, Magnoliopsida, Sapindales, Anacardiaceae. Gene Ontology annotation, molecular function: protein dimerization activity; DNA binding. The record is from RefSeq and is a predicted model, not a curated record. Bases 1 to 726 code for a protein of 241 amino acids. The transcript is spliced from 4 exons.